GCAGCACCCGGAGCAGCAGCAGCGGCAGCGGCAGCAGCGGGGGCGGCGUCGGCGGCGUCGGCGGCGCCGGAGGUAGCGGGGGUGGGCAGCAGCUCGAGAGCGGCCCGUCGGUAGCGGCCAGCAGCACCACCAGCAGCAGCAGCACCGCAGCGGCCAUCAUCAUGAGCGAUCGGGAGCGGGCCUCGUCGCCGACGUUGAUCGAGACGGGAUUAAAGACGCUGAUAGGCGGUCGCGAUAGCAACUAUCCGCUGAUAAGCGGGACGAAUGGUAAAAAGCAACCUUUUUUGGGGUUCUUCUGCGGUUCUUCUGGUCGUAAAACAAGCAAUAGCAAAGAUAUCUGCGGCGAGGACAAACACAAAGAGGAGGGCGACCCAUGGAACGUCGAUGCACACUCAGCGUUCCUGGGGCCCAACCUGUGGGAUAAGACCCUGCCCUACGACUCUGAUCUCAAAGUGCAUCAGUAUGCUGACCUGGACGAGUUUCUCUCGGAAAAUGGCAUUCCGUACGAUGGAUUGCCGAGCAGUCAUCUGGGCAACUCGACCAGCCUGCCCAGCCAGCGGUCGGACAGCCUUGGCCACUGUGCCGGCCUGUCGUUAUCCGGGCUGAGCCAGGUGACGACCAAACGCGAGCGCUCCCCAUCUCCAUCCGAUUGCAUGAGCCCGGAAACGAUGAACCCAGCGUCACCGGCCGAUUCAACGUUCUCGAUGUCGUCCACGCGCGACUUUGAUCCGCGAACGCGCGCCUUUUCGGACGAGGAGCUCAAGCCCCAGCCGAUGAUCAAAAAGUCCCGCAAACAGUUCGUGCCGGACGAGAUGAAGGACGACAAGUACUGGGCGCGCCGUCGAAAGAACAACAUGGCGGCCAAGCGGUCCCGUGACGCGCGCCGCAUGAAGGAGAAUCAAAUCGCGCUCCGAGCUGGUUACCUGGAAAAAGAGAACAUGAACCUACAUCGAGAGGUGGAGCAGCUGAAGCAGGAAAACAUGGAACUCCGUGCCCGCCUGUCCAAGUACCAGGAGGUAUAAUCUUAGGCUACCGUGUAAUACCAUCCCGUCAGCAGCAGCUACUGGCGCCUCCGUCACGACCCUUACCCCCUCGCCACGCCGCUUCUUUCGCCACCGUCACGUCACCACCACCACCAACCCCGCCACGAUCGCUACCAACCGUUACCACCGACUCCGCCGCCGCCGACAAAACGCAAACGCGGUGGCCGACGCGCCGAGGCGAGCAGCUAAAGUACGACGUUGAUACCGGGGAUGAUGGCCGCGCUGUUCGCAAGAUAGAUAAUAUUGUUUAGAGGAUAAAAUUCGCAACGUUUUGUUUCGUUCGUUUGUAGGUUCUCGGCAGUCUAGCGAGAGUAGCACAAGAGGCGCGCUCAGUACAGUUGUUAGUAGAAUGGCGUUUUUGUUUUUCGUUCUUUCGGCAGCUUGGGCCAUGAGGCCACACACACUAGACACUAGGCUAACAGCGUAAAUACUCCACAAAGAGCGCGCGUCAGGGAUGCGACUCGGCGAUCGCGUUGGUCAAUUCGUUAUUUGUUGGGAAAAGCAAAAUUGUCUCACGUUUGCUACGGCCGAAAGAGGGAACCUCCUUCGCGGGGCAUUCGUCAGCAAAAUAUGGGAGGCUAAAUGUUGAGAUUGGGUAGUUGAUGCCGACGACGACGACGGUGAUGUAGGGCUGUGAUCAAACACAAAACAAAGCAAAAAACGGCACAUCGACGCUGCUUCGUGGGCAUCGUAGCAGCAUAAAAGCAAUGUAAACGGUCACCAUCACCGGUCCCCUUGGCCCGGGUCAGUCCUCCGGUGCCGGUGUACCCCCCUCCGGUUUUGGAGCGGCCACCGGCCACCGGGAAAUGCCUUCGGAAAACUCUUCCAUAAAACCCGCUCUCGAGCCCGCGAGAACCCGCAGAGUCGGCUUCGUGUAACGAACCUCCGCGCGGGUCUCCGGCCGGUCUGCGGUCGCUGUAAAGUGAAUGAACAAGUGAAUGUACAAACAAUCUUCUAUCUUCUGCAAACUGAAAGAAGAAUCUUUCCUUCUGGACACUCCACACUCUGUGGGGGCCACUGUGGGCGGCCACAGAUUUUCGCGCCACUUCGCAAACCCACUUCGCCUCGUCUUCGCUCCAACUUUCAGCGUUUCACGCGCCCCUCUUUCUGUCCCCAGAGAGGGCGCGCACAAAGGAGACCGUUUUCUUCUGACAAAAAAAAACAAAACACAACAUAAACCACAUUAGACGGCCUCCGGUCGGUGGGUAGCACCGGCUUGUAGAGAGGCCCGCCCUUUGGCCGCUAAAAAUGCGUACGCAUAGAAUAGAGAGUUUGCUGUUGGAGGAUAGUUGAACCGUGUUGUUACCGUGUUGAAUGUUUCAGUUUGUUCGUUAUCGUUAAUCGUGUCUGCGGCGGCCACAGCAGCAGCAGAACAGACACCUUGGCCGAAACACACACACACACACCAGACAGACGCACACCCAAAAAGGAAAGGGGGCCUCUCCCGGCUCGGUAUACGAUGUGUCCGAUCGCAUCCUGUGCGCAUCCGGUUCCUCCCCGCGGGGACCUAUUCAUAUUACGACCUCACUCGUUAGGAACCAAAUGGAACCAUUUUGGGACACCAAGCACACACAGACACACACACAGGCACACAGAGGGAUCUGUUCUGAGUCUGCUGGCGAGGCCAGCAAGGUUGGUCGUCACCAUUUGAGCAAUGCAACCAAAGUUUCGGGCAGGAUCGGCAGGGUGAGGUGCUACGGGCGGCCAGAUGCCAGGCGUAGCCGGGAACGAGGCGUGACGUGGAAAGAAAGCGUGCAAAGAAUGAGAGAGGACGGCAAUUAAAGCGUUAAGAAAAGGAAUACAAAAGAAUACUAAAACCUAAAAAUGGAACGGGGAAAAUGAUCGAGAAAACAAUGAGAGUAAACAAUUAGUAGUCUGAUUCAAUUGUAGUGAUAGUAACAUUUAGUAAGAAGAACCCAAGGCGUUGAUGAGUAUGUUAUAUUUGUUAAGCGACUGUGAGACGCGAAGAGUGUGCGCGAGAGACGAAACACGAAACGAAACAACCAACCAACCAAACAAACAAAGCUAAAAAGGACAAUGAGACAAACCAAGCGCGUGUAGGCUAGAGAGGAAGAGAGCA
Anopheles cruzii is the source of this 3123-nucleotide messenger RNA. RefSeq names its product thyrotroph embryonic factor (gene Pdp1). Lineage: Eukaryota; Metazoa; Arthropoda; Insecta; Diptera; Culicidae. The transcript has 8 exons. The coding region runs from base 162 to 1022 and encodes 286 amino acids. The record is from RefSeq and is a predicted model, not a curated record. Gene Ontology annotation, molecular function: RNA polymerase II cis-regulatory region sequence-specific DNA binding; DNA-binding transcription factor activity, RNA polymerase II-specific. Gene Ontology annotation, biological process: regulation of transcription by RNA polymerase II. Gene Ontology annotation, cellular component: nucleus.